AUGGCCAACAGUGAUGUUCUGAUCGUCGGAGCCGGCAUAUUCGGUGUCUCUACUGCAUAUUAUCUGUCGCUAUCUCUUCCGGACGCGUCGCGUGUGACUGUUCUAGACCGUGCCCCCGUCCCUUCCCGUCAAGCUGCGUCAACCGACAUCAACAAGAUUGUGCGAGCCGACUACAGUAAAGCCUUUUAUAUGGACCUGGCCUACGAAGCCUUAGAUCUGUGGACGAAAGAGGCAUGGUUGCAAGAACAUUUUCAUCAGACUGGCUGGGUCGCGCUCGAUGAAAAGGGAAGUGAUCUGAGUCAACGCAUCCGAGCUCUCUUCAAGCAAAGCGGAAGACCAGACACAAGCGCAGACAUCUCCUUGCAAGAGGUCAAGAGUAACUGGGGCGCUGUGCUUUCAGGUAUCAACACUGAUGGCUUCGAUAAAGCUUACACCAAUUCAAGCGCUGGCUGGGCCAAUGCUUCGUCAGCCGUCAGAGCUAUGAUGCAGAGAGCGAUCGAGAAUGGCGUCAAGUACCAGGUAGGUGAGGCUGACGAGUUGGUCUACUCUAAGAAUCAAGUCUCUGUGCGGACAACAGACGGUCAGACCCAUACCGGAGCCAAGGUCCUACUGGCUACGGGGGCGUGGACACCUUGGCUUAUGGCAUCUUUAGAAAGCGCCCUCUCUAUCCCGCCUGACAGAAGUAUCAACAAGCAGGUGCAAGCCGCCGGCGUAUGCGUUGCAGCGUUCAGAUUGUCUGAGCCUGAAAGCCAGCACUAUGGCCACAUGCCAGUGCUGAUCUAUGGUGGCCAGGGCGAAGUUUUACCUCCGACAGAUGAGCAGCUAUUCAAGUUUACCAAUUCCAACACUUUCCGAAAUACCCAACCACAUCCUUGCGGCCGCGAGAUCUCUGUCCCGGCGACAGAUCAACAUUCUAUUCCAGCUAGCUUGAAAGCUGAAUCGCUCGACAUUAUUCGACAGCGUGUACCAGAAAUUCUGGCCGAUCACCCAGAGCCCAGUGAGUGGCGUCUUUGUUGGGAUGCUGUCUCUCCAGAUCAGAACCAGCUCAUCUGCCAGCAUCCAGACCCGAGAUUGGCCAAUCUCUAUCUUGCAACGGCUGGAAGCUUUCAUUCUUGGAAGUUCCUGCCCGUGAUUGGCAAGUACGUGGCCAACGUCCUUGCUGGGCGAUCCAAUGGGAAGGAGAAGGACGCGACGUGGGGAUGGAAGACUUCAUUUGACAGUCGAGGAGCGCAUGAGAAGGUGCUUCCCCGACGCGAGCUUCCGCGUGGGUGA
This is a messenger RNA of Cyphellophora europaea CBS 101466, 1272 nucleotides long. RefSeq lists its product as uncharacterized. The transcript has a single exon. The record is from RefSeq and is a predicted model, not a curated record. The coding region runs from base 1 to 1272 and encodes 423 amino acids. Gene Ontology annotation, molecular function: sarcosine oxidase activity; flavin adenine dinucleotide binding; saccharopine oxidase activity. NCBI's taxonomy places the organism in Eukaryota, Fungi, Ascomycota, Eurotiomycetes, Chaetothyriales, Cyphellophoraceae.